Plasmodium reichenowi is the source of this 3114-nucleotide messenger RNA. Its product is annotated as tRNA-YW synthesizing protein, putative. Gene Ontology annotation, biological process: wybutosine biosynthetic process. Lineage: Eukaryota; Apicomplexa; Aconoidasida; Haemosporida; Plasmodiidae. Bases 1 to 3114 code for a protein of 1037 amino acids. The transcript has a single exon. The record is from RefSeq and is a predicted model, not a curated record. Gene Ontology annotation, molecular function: catalytic activity; 4 iron, 4 sulfur cluster binding; FMN binding.
AUGGGAAUAGUCGAAGAAGAAUUUCUUUUGAAGAAUAUCUUAGGAACACAUUAUAAUAAAAAAAAUGUUAAGAUAAGCAUAUCUGUGAUUUACGGAUCAGGUGAUGGUAACAGCUAUAAUAAAGCAAAAGAUUUUAUAAACGAAUUAAUAGAAUAUUUCAAAAAUGUUCAUUUAUUUUUUAAAGACAUAAAUGAGAUUAUUAAUAAAAAUAUAUACAUGAAUAAUAUGAAUGGUAACAUACAUUAUGAUGAUAUACUUCAAAAGAAAGAUUAUAUAGAAAAAAAAAUACAAAUAAAUGAAAGUUAUAAGAAUAAUGAUAAUGUUGAUGAUUCUAAUAUUGAUGGUAAUAUAAUACAUAAGAAUAAUUGUGUAAAUAACUGGUUAGAUAUUAAAGAUAUGAAUAGUUUAGAAAAUGAAAUAAUUGAAUAUUUUAAAUUACGUUUUGAUAAAUAUCAAGUGAAUAACAAGAAAAGGAAAGAAAAAAUAUCAAGAUCAAAUUAUGAAAAUAUGGUACCAUUGUAUUAUAAUAAAAAUAUAAAUUAUUUAGAACCUUAUGAAGAGAAUGUAAAAAUGUUUAAUAGUAAAUUUAAAAAUUACAUUGAUUGUACAAUAUAUAAUAAAAAUAUAGGGAAAAUAUAUUUUAAUUUAAUUGACGCAAAUAAUCAUGAUUAUUAUUCAUUUUUCGAUAAUACAGAAAAUUAUAAUUUAAAUGUUUUAUUUUUUUUUAUUAGUACAUCUAGUUAUGGGUCAUUCCCAAAUAAUUCAUAUAAAAUAGAUGAGAUUUUUACAGACAUGUUAAAUGAUUUUCGUAUAGAAAAGAAUUAUUUAAAAGAUAUAUUUUUUAGUUGUAUUGGAUUUGGUAAUAAAGAAUAUGGAGAUAAAUAUUUUUGUACUCCUAUAAAGAAAUGUGAAAAAUAUAUACAUUUAUUAGGAGCACAAAAAUUAUAUAAAACUUUAAAAUUGUGUGAUACUCAAGAUAAUGAUGAAACUAUAUUAUUAUGGAAAUGUAACAUAUUUAAAACUUUUAGCUUGUCUUUAUUUUUCUAUUGUUUUAAUUAUAUGAAAAGAUGGUAUAUGAAUAAAAGAAUAUAUGACACUUUAUCAUAUUAUUGUUAUUUUUUUUCAAAUUAUACAAAUUUUAAUGUUAAUCAAACCGAAGAAAUCAAAUAUUAUAUGCAUGAUCAAGAACUUGAGAGUGAAAAAAAAAAAAAAAAAAAAAAAAAAAAAGAAAAAGAAAAAGAAAAAGAAAAAGAAAAAGAAAAAGGGGAUCUUUCUAUAUAUCCGAUGGAACAAUUAGAAGGAUGUCACUGUAAUAAGCCAUACCAAGAAAAUGAUCUCUCCAUUGAUCAAAAUAAUAUUAAUUAUAAUAAUAACAAAUGUUGUAAUAAUGAAAUAUAUAAUACGCACAAUGAUAUAUAUGACAAUGUUAAAGAUGAUCAUCAAAUUUCUUUAUCAAAUAUGGGUAAGGAUGAAAAGGAUUUCCUGAACGAACACAAAACAAAAGUGGAUAAAACAAAUGGGAUGAUGAAUGAAAAGAGAGAAGAAGUGUAUGUAAGGGGGGAUACUCAAGGGGUUGAGGGAUGUACAAAUUGUAACUGCCAAUCAGUAAAUGAAUAUAAUGAUACAUCUAAUACAAAUAUUAUGAAUAAUAAAAAUAAUAUGAAUAAUAAAAAUAAUAUGAAUAAUAAAAAUAAUGUGAAUAAUAAAAAUAAUAUGAAUAAUAAAAAUAAUGUGAAUAAUAAAAAUAAUGUGAAUAAUACAAAUAAUAUGAAUAAUAAAAAUAAUGUGAAUAAUAAAAAUAAUGUGAAUAAUAAAAAUAAUGUGAAUAAUAAAAAUAAUGUGAAUAAUCCAAAUAAUAUUAUGACCGGUGAAAAUUCCAUGUCCGAAAGUGAAACAUCAAGUAAUCAAAGUUAUCCGGAUGAUGAGGACGAACAAAUUGAAGUCGAAGAUCUAAUAUCAGGAGAAAAAAAAGAUAUGUUAAGUUCUAGCCAAAGAAACAAAUUAACAAAAGAAGGUUAUAAAAUAGUAGGAUCUCAUAGUGCUGUUAAAUUAUGUAGAUGGACAAAAUCACAAGUUAGAGGAAGAGGCGGUUGUUAUAAGCACACGUUUUAUGGAAUUAAUUCUUAUCAAUGUAUGGAAGCUACCCCUAGUCUUGCUUGUGCAAAUAAAUGUGUAUUUUGUUGGAGACAUCAUAAAAAUCCUGUAGGUGUAAAAUGGAGAUGGAAUAUGGAUAAAGCAGAAAUUAUAGUUGAAGAAAUAAUUAAAAAACAUAAAGCGAUGAUAAAAGAAUUAAAAGGUAUAUAUGGUAUUAUUAUGGAACGUUUUGAGAAAGCUAUGAAUAUAAAACAUUGUGCUUUGUCAUUAGUAGGAGAACCUAUCAUGUAUCCAGAAAUUAAUAAAUUAAUUGAUGAAUUACAUAAAAGAAAUAUAUCAACAUUCUUAGUUACUAAUGCUCAAUUCCCAGUAGAAUUAGAAAAUUUAAAUACAGUAACACAAUUAUAUUUAUCUAUAGAUGCUCCAAAUAAAGAGGCAUUAAAAAAUAUAGAUAGACCAUUAUUUAAAGAUUUCUGGGAUAGAUAUAUAAAAUGUAUUAAGAUAUUAAAAAAUCGUAAAGAAAGAAAAGUAUUCAGAUUCACAUUAGUAAAAGAAUAUAAUAUGAUGGAAAAUGAAAUAGACAGCUAUAUAAAUUUAAUACAACUAGGAUAUCCUGAUUUUAUAGAAAUAAAAGCUGUUACAUAUUGUGGUUCAUCACAAGGAUAUCAACUAACUAUGCAAAAUAUCCCAUGGCAUGAAGAAGUAUAUCAAUUUGCAUGGAACCUAAUUAAUAAAAAAAAAGCUCUAUCACAUAUAUAUGAAAUUUCUUGUGAACAUAAACAUUCUUGUAGUAUAUUAAUUACAAAGAAAAUAUUUAAAAUAAACAAUAAAUGGAAUACUUGGAUUGAUUAUGAAAAGUUUCACCAACUUGUCAAAAAUAAAGAAAAUUUUAAUGCCCUCGAUUAUUCCGUAGAAACUCCACACUGGGCAAUUUAUGGUUCUCAAGAAAGUGGUUUCAGCCCAUGCGAAAAAAGGGUAUACACAAAGGGCAAGUAUAAAAAUAAAAACCAACAAAGUUGA